This is a messenger RNA of Clonostachys rhizophaga, 801 nucleotides long. NCBI's taxonomy places the organism in Eukaryota, Fungi, Ascomycota, Sordariomycetes, Hypocreales, Bionectriaceae. The record is from the annotation of a GenBank genome assembly.
ACCGGUGCAUCUAUGGGCAUUGGUGAAGCUAUCGCGCACGAGCUCGCCACCGCAGGAAGCCACCUAAUCCUGGUGUCGCGAUCUCAGGACAAACUAUCCGCUUUGGCCAAGACUCUCACCGACAAGCACAGCUCAAUCAAAGUUAUCGUCAAGGCCGCAGACAUUGGCGACUACGGCGCCGUCGACAAGGCCGUAGAGUCUGCCAUCGCCGAGCUCGGCCAGAUUGACAUACUCAUCAACAACGCUGGGCUUGCUCUUGGGGCCCCGGCGGCCUUCCAAGACCUCAAGAUCAACGACAUCGCCACCAUGAACAACACCAACAUCAACGGCCUCAUGUGGGUCACCCACGUCGUGCUCAACCGAUCCUUCAUGCCCCGCAAGGCCGGCACCAUCCUUAACAUCACCUCAGUCACCGGUCUGGAGGUGCCUCCGUUCUCCGGAGAGUCCGUGUACCACGCCAACAAAGCCUGCCAGGAGGGGUUCACGAACGCCCUACGCAACGAGCUCAGCCAGACUAACAUCAAGGUCCUGGCUCUGCGCCCCGGAUGCGUCGCAACCAACUUCCACUCUCUACGCGUGGGCCACGACAAGAAGAUGUACGAUUCAUUUUUCGAGGGUUUCGAGCCUCUGUUGUCCGAGAGCGUUGCCAAUGCCGCCAUCUACAUGCUCAGCCAACCUCCGAAUACCUCCAUCAAGGCUCUGGAUGUGGUUCCAACUGCCCAACGCUCGCUCAACGUCUUCGAUCGCACAUGGAAUGACCGCAACAAUGAUCGCUCAGCUAUCAACUCAGAUAACAGCUAG